This is a messenger RNA of Gadus chalcogrammus (walleye pollock), 3281 nucleotides long. Its product is annotated as PWWP domain-containing DNA repair factor 3A-like. Lineage: Eukaryota; Metazoa; Chordata; Actinopteri; Gadiformes; Gadidae. The record is from RefSeq and is a predicted model, not a curated record. The transcript has 14 exons. Bases 685 to 2454 code for a protein of 589 amino acids.
UUGCACGUUUGACGUCACUUCUGGUCUCGGAGCAUUCAUAGCGUUCCUGUUCGUCUUUGUGAUUGUGGCAUGAAAUUGGCUAGUCGUUGUUUAUUGUUAGUUACAUUAGCCUCUUCUGCAAACCAGCCCGAAAACAAACAACACAACGAAGUAGUGGAUCAAGUUUCAACUAAACUGACGGAGUUCAUCCAGCAAACGUGUGCGUCAGCCAGGAUGACAUCAAUAUAUAUGUCCCCGUCCCCUGUGGGUGGGACCAUGGGUGGGACCCGCAUCUGACCCUGGUGUCAUCAACAAGCGCCGUCGUCCUGGAUGCUCCCCAUUCUAAUGGUUAGACUGUUCCUUCCCCUUUUCCUGGUUAUCUUUAUGUUUGGCACUGUCCACUCGCCAUACCGAUCGGAUCGUCGUUCUCCGUUCUGGUUCCUGCCCGCUUUCGCCGCGGGGUCGAUGUCCGGCGCGUUCAGCAGAACCCACGGAGCAUGCGCAGUACGCAUUAAAGAGCGCACCAGUUAAUGUACUCUUCCGCGCACACUGACAGGACACACUGGGCUGCUGUACGGGUCUAAGAGGACCCAGUGGGCUGCUGUACAGGUGAGCAGAAACACGUCUCAUCGUGCUUUAUAUCAGGACUCUGGGUUAUGAAGAAGACUUCUGCAGCAGAAGGAUGAGGAAAGCUUCUGAAGAUGAAUGUUUCCCCUAAAGAGGACGAUGAAGCGGUCUACUUCCUGUCCUGAUGGCGUUCCUCACGGCGAACCUCCUGAAGCGCCCAAAGACUCGGAGGAGGUCCAGCUCCACCCCCCCCCUGUUCCCCCCCGCGCUCCCGACGCGAGCCUCCCCACGCACGGGAUGACCCUGAGACGGCCCCCGCGCUGUGGCCUGCGCUCGGCCACCCAGGGGGCCGCCUCCCCGAAGCCCGGAGCGGGGAACGACCGGCCGCCGCGACCCCGGAGCGCCGGGAGAGGGGCGGCGAGCGGGCAGCCUCCUCGCCCCCGACCGGGCGCCAAGAGGAGGAAACCGUACGCCCGGAAGCUAAAGAGCCUGGACUCUGGCCCCGGGCCCCCGGCGGCCCCCGAGGGGGACGCUCCUUACGCCUCCCGACCGGUCCCUGAGGGUCUGUUAGACAGCCCCCUGAAAACAAGACUGGCCGAGGGGUCGCAGAGACACGGCAGCCCCGCCUCCUCGCUGGACCCCUCCGUGGUGUCGCCGCUCCGCCGCCUCAGACCGAAGGCCCCCCAGGCCAGCUCCUCCUUCACCCCCCCAGCCAAGGUGAUCUCUAAGCGCUGUGCGUCCCAAACGACGUCCACGCCCAGAAAGGGCAGCUGCGGGACUCAACCCGGCAACUCUCCGCCCUCCAGCAGACCCAGUUCCCCGCUAGACCAGCUGAGCCAAAAUGAGUCCCAGCUGUCCUCAGACCUCUCCAUAGAGUUCAGUUUACCCGAGGAGGAGCUGAUCCUCCCCUUUGAUGAGGAGGAAGAGGAGGAGGAAGAGCUGCCAUGCUUCCCGAUGCACUUUUCCAAACAGCCUGCGAGCAUCAAGGAGGGCGCCUUCGUCUGGUGCAAGUUCAGAUUGUUUCCCUUCUGGCCGGCUGUGGUGAAGAGUGUCAGACCUAAAUUGAAAAAGGCCAGCAUCCUUUGGAUCGAUCAGCCGACCAUUGACACGAAGAGGAAGGGGUUCUCUGUGUCUUUGAGGAACCUCAAACCCUUAGACUGCGAGGACGCCAAUCAGCUGGUGAGUGCAGCCAAGGCCAACUACGCUGCCAUCAUCGACUGGGCCUUUGAGAUGAUCAAUGACUACGUGCUCCGUAUUGCCUGCUGCUCCUUCACCGGCUCCUUCAUCGAAUACUCGUCACAUUGUAUGAGUUACCCGGUGAGGAGGAAGUACCCCACGGACCACGUGGAGAGGCUGGGUCUGCCCAGCCAGCCAGAGCUGGAGGAGGGGGAGCCCCACAGCGGGGGGGAGGAGAGCGUCUCGGAGGCCCCAGAGGAGGAGGGGCCGGGCGCCAAGAGGCUCCUCCCCGACCGCACCGUCGCCGCCCACAACCGCGCCAACGAGAAGCUGGUGGCCUUCAUCGUGUCCCAGAGGCUCGCCGACAGGCACCUACUGGCGGUGGUCCGCGGGCAGCAGGCCUCCCGCUGGCUCUGCUCGUUCCUGGAGGUGCGGCGGCGGCUGCAGGUGAAGCCCUACCUGGAGGACGACCGGCAGCUGGACCAGGUGUACCUGUACCUGAAGGAGCUGUUCCACCGCGUCACUGACCAAGCCCCCUGCCUGGCCAACGUCAAGUUCAUGGACGACGUGCGCUUCGUGCUGGACGUGCUGCUGCCUGAGGCCAUCAUCUCGGCCAUCGCUGGCGUCGAUAACAUUUCACUGACUAAGGCUGAGGAGAAGUAUCUAAACGGAAGAUGCAUUAGUGAGAGAGAGAGAGAAGAGUUUGAGUUGACGAUUGGCCGGAUGAGAUGAGCUCUGCGUCCUACUCUUUAGUUUUGGUCGUCCAAUGUUUGACAGUCUUUUUUUUUUAACUGCCAAUUUUUUCAUUUCAUCAAAACGAUCAAAGUGAAACUAAUUGUGUGUGUGUCUGUGCAUGCAUACAUGUUAAAGUAACUCAUGGCCUAUGGAUGUUCUAUGAGAGUGCCUGGUUAUUUAUGGUCAUCAUAGAAUAAACAAAUUUAUUCUAAACAUUUCUCUUUAGUUUUGUUUGCUGGUGUAUGUGGGACGAUUACUAACAGGGUCCGGAAUAUCCCACGACUGAAUCCAAUGAAAUGCAUAUAUAUAUUUGUAUAUAUUUAACAACAUUUAUAUUGUUAAGUCGUGAAACAUGGCCUUCCUCAUUUCCGCUGCCAAGAACAACAGAAGAGAAACAGAAAAGAGUAUAAUCUGUUGUAUAUAAACCUGGAGCCUCUGGAUCAGACGCCUCUGCUGACCUUCAGCCCAGGGUCAGAGGUCACGGGCCAACCCGCCCAUGUGGCUCUGAUGACUCCUACCGUGACCACACCUCCUUGGCUCCUCCUCCAAGCGCUGCUCUGAUUGGAUGUGUCCUGUCGGCUCCUCCCCCUCCCCGGCGUGGGAACCAUAAGCCAAGCAUUAAGACAUCUUUAUUAAACAUCCAUGGUUGAUAAGGACGCUAUUAUUCACAAAGGUUUUGACGAGUGCUACUUUGAGAUAAACGUUGUUUGUCACACAGCUGGAGCGUUUACUAUGUCAUCGGUGAAGUUUGAGAGCUUCGGAGUGAAGAUGGCGACGGAGGACGAAGAGGAGGAACAAGAGGCCCUUGUCAAACUCAGGACAUU